AUGGUGCAGAAGUCGCGCAACGGUGGCGUGUACCCCGGCCCUAGCGGGGAGAAAAAGCUCAAAGUGGGCUUCGUGGGGCUGGACCCCGGCGCGCCCGACUCCACUAGGGACGGCGCUCUGCUCAUCGCCGGCUCCGAGGCCCCCAAGCGCGGCAGCAUUCUUAGUAAGCCGCGCGCGGGCGGCGCAGGUGCCGGGAAGCCCCCCAAGCGCAACGCCUUCUACCGCAAGCUGCAGAAUUUCCUCUACAACGUGCUGGAGCGGCCCCGUGGCUGGGCAUUCAUCUACCACGCCUACGUGUUCUUGCUGGUCUUCUCCUGCCUGGUGCUGUCCGUCUUCUCCACCAUCAAGGAGUACGAGAAGAGCUCGGAGGGCGCCCUCUACAUCCUGGUGAGCCAGCCCCUGGGCCCAGGGGAACAGGGUGGGGCUGAGCCCAGCAGGCAAGGCCCCCGGGGCUGGAGAACCUACCGGCUCUCUGGCCUCAGCCCUGCUGCCCGUGUGCGCCUGGCCUCCCUGGUCCAGGGGGCACCCAAAUAUGUGGCCUUGCUCCUUCCAGACAUCAUGGUGCUCAUCGCCUCCAUUGCCGUCCUGGCCGCGGGCUCACAGGGCAAUGUCUUCGCCACGUCUGCGCUCCGGAGCCUGCGCUUCCUGCAGAUCCUGCGCAUGAUCCGCAUGGACCGGAGGGGGGGCACCUGGAAACUGCUGGGCUCUGUGGUCUACGCGCACAGCAAGGAGCUGGUCACUGCCUGGUACAUUGGCUUUCUCUGCCUCAUCCUGGCCUCAUUCCUGGUAUACCUGGCCGAGAAGGGUGAGAAUGACCACUUCGACACCUACGCAGACGCACUCUGGUGGGGCCUGAUCACCCUGACCACCAUUGGCUACGGGGACAAGUACCCCCAGACCUGGAACGGGAGGCUCCUGGCAGCAACCUUCACUCUCAUCGGUGUCUCCUUCUUCGCCCUUCCUGCGGGCAUUCUGGGGUCUGGCUUUGCCCUGAAAGUGCAAGAACAGCAUCGGCAGAAGCACUUUGAGAAGAGGCGGAACCCGGCCGCGGGCCUGAUCCAGUCGGCUUGGAGGUUCUACGCCACCAACCUGUCCCGCACGGACCUGCACUCCACCUGGCAGUACUACGAGCGCACCGUCACCGUGCCCAUGUACAGCUCACAAACUCAAACCUACGGGGCCUCCAGACUCAUCCCACCUCUCAACCAGCUGGAGCUGCUGAGGAACCUCAAAAGCAAAUCGGGACUCACCUUCAGGAAGGAGCCCCAGCCUGAGCCCUCUCCAAGUAAAGGCAGACCGUGCAGAGGGUGCCUGUGUGGAUGCUGCCCCGGACACUCUAGCCAGAAGGUCAGUUUGAAAGACCGUGUCUUCUCCAGCCCCCGAGGCGUGGCCGCCAAGGGGAAAGGGUCUCCCCAGGCCCAGACGGUCCGACGGUCACCUAGCGCUGACCAGAGCCUUGAGGACAGUCCAAGCAAGGUGCCCAAGAGCUGGAGCUUCGGCGAUCGCAGCAGGGCACGCCAGGCUUUCCGCAUCAGGGGCGCUGCGUCCCGGCAGAACUCGGAAGAAGCAAGUCUCCCUGGGGAGGACGCAGUGGAGGACAACAAGAGCUGUACCUGUGAGUUCGUGACCGAGGACUUGACCCCUGGCCUCAAAGUCAGCAUCCGAGCCGUGUGUGUCAUGCGAUUCCUGGUGUCCAAGCGGAAGUUCAAGGAGAGUCUGCGGCCCUACGACGUGAUGGAUGUCAUCGAGCAGUACUCCGCUGGACACCUGGAUAUGCUGUCCCGCAUCAAAAGCCUGCAGUCCAGAGUGGACCAGAUCGUGGGGCGUGGCCCGGCGAUCACGGACAAGGACCGCACCAAGGGCCCUUCCGAGGCGGAGCUGCCAGAGGACCCCAGCAUGAUGGGACGCCUGGGCAAGGUGGAGAAGCAGGUCUUGUCCAUGGAGAAGAAGCUGGACUUCCUGGUGAGCAUCUACACGCAGCGCAUGGGCAUCCCGCCCACAGAGACCGAGGCCUAUUUCGGGGCGAAAGAGCCGGAGCCAGCGCCGCCAUACCACAGCCCCGAGGACAGCCGGGAGCACGUGGAGAAGCAGGGCUGCAUCGUCAAAGUCGUCCGCUCCGGCAGCUCCACUGGCCAGAGGAACUUCUGCGCGCCCCCCGCCCCAUGCCCGCCGUCCACCUCGUGGCAGCAGCAGAGCCACCAGCGCCAUGGCACCUCCCCCGUGGGGGACCACAGCUCGCUGGUGCGCAUCCCGCCGCCGCCUGCCCACGAGCGGUCGCUGUCCGCCUACAGCGGGGGCAAUCGGGCCAGCACCGAGUUCCUGAGGCUGGAGGACGCUGCGGUCUGCAGGCCCCACGAGGCCGCCCUGCGGGACAGCGACACGUCCAUCUCCAUCCCGUCCGUGGACCACGAGGAGCUGGAACGUUCUUUCAGUGGUUUCAGCAUCUCCCAGUCCAGGGAGAACCUGGACGCCCUCAGUGGCGGUUACGCGGCUGCGGCGCCCUGCGCCAAGGUCAGGCCCUACAUCGCCGAGGGCGAGUCCGACACAGACUCGGACCUCUGCACGCCCUGCGGACCUCCGCCGCGCUCUGCCACGGGGGAGGGCCCCUUUGGCGAGGUGGGCUGGGCCGGGCCCAGGAAGUGAGGGCGCAGGACCCGCCCACGCGCUCUGCCUGUCCCUUUUGGGGGCGUGAGCUCUGCGGGUCUCUUCUGGAGUGACGUGCGCUGUGGGGCACCUGUGGGGUGUCAGGCCCACUUGCCGGUGCAGGCAGCAGGGCUCCUUGGCUGGUGCAGUGACAUUUUGC
Molecule: messenger RNA, 2803 nt
Organism: Urocitellus parryii (Arctic ground squirrel)
Lineage: Eukaryota; Metazoa; Chordata; Mammalia; Rodentia; Sciuridae
Source: RefSeq, a predicted model, not a curated record